Vombatus ursinus (common wombat) is the source of this 1448-nucleotide messenger RNA. It is a transcript of the gene CHKB, whose product is annotated as choline kinase beta. The record is from RefSeq and is a predicted model, not a curated record. The transcript has 11 exons. Gene Ontology annotation, molecular function: ethanolamine kinase activity; choline kinase activity. Gene Ontology annotation, cellular component: cytoplasm. Bases 5 to 1156 code for a protein of 383 amino acids. Gene Ontology annotation, biological process: CDP-choline pathway; phosphatidylethanolamine biosynthetic process. NCBI's taxonomy places the organism in Eukaryota, Metazoa, Chordata, Mammalia, Diprotodontia, Vombatidae.
GACCAUGGCGGCGACAGGAGGCGGGGCCGUGGCCGUGGGGCUCAAGUGGUUCAAGCGGGACCGGGUCAAGUCCUCCAUGAGCAAGGAGGGCCAGCUACGCGCCUGGCAGUGGUGCCGGGAGUUCCUGGGCGGCGCCUGGCGCCGAGUGCGGCCCGAGGAGCUGCAUAUGAGUCGCGUGAGCGGGGGGCUCAGCAACCUGCUCUUCCGAUGCUCCCUCCCAAAGGACAUACCCCUCGUCGGGGACGAGCCCCGGGACGUGCUGCUGAGGGUCUAUGGGGCCAUCCUGCAGGGAGUGGACUCCCUGGUCCUGGAGAGCGUGAUGUUUGCCAUCCUGGCUGAGCGGCAUCUGGGACCUCAGCUUUACGGGGUCUUCCCUGAAGGGAGGCUGGAGCAAUUCGUUUCGAGCCGGCCGCUUCGGACAGAGGAGCUGAGGGACCCUCGGACGUCCGCCGCGAUUGCCAUCAAAAUGGCCCAGUUCCAUCUGAUGGAGAUGCCCUUCAACAAGGAACCUCGGUGGCUAUUUGGGACCAUGGAGCGAUACAUGAAGCAGAUCCGGGAGUUGACGCCUCCCAGUGCGACCAAAGAAAAUCUGGUUCAGACGUACCACCUGGAGGAAGAGAUGGGCAAGCUGCGGAAGCUUCUGGAUUCAGCUUCCUCCCCGGUGGUAUUCUGUCACAAUGACAUCCAAGAAGGGAACAUCCUGCUGCUCUCUGAAGCAGAGCCCAGACUUAUGCUCAUAGAUUUUGAGUACAGCAGCUACAAUUACAGGGGUUUUGACAUCGGGAACCACUUCUGUGAGUGGAUUUAUGACUACAGCUCUGAGGAGUCUCCCUACUUCCUGAUGAAGCCUAGGAACUACCCCAGCCGGGAGCAGCAGCUUCAUUUCAUCCGAAAUUACCUGUCAGUAAUCCAGGGGGACAAGACUCCCUCCCCAGAAGAGCGGACCAGAUUGGAAGAGAAAAUUCUUUUGGAAGCAAACAGGUUUGCUCUGGCAUCCCAUUUCUUCUGGGGACUAUGGUCCAUCCUCCAGGAUAUCAUGUCUACCAUUGAGUUUGAUUACUUGGAAUAUGCACAAUCGCGCUUCCAGUUGUACUUCAGUCAGAAGGAGGAGUUGUGCUCUGGGGUGACCCUUCCUAACAGCCCUUCACCUCCCUGAGUCACUCCCCUAGUGGACACUGGCAUCUAAGGGACAGGAUGGAGAUGGAGGAUGGAAUCCAAGGCCCAAGCUGUCCCCCUGGUGAGAAUGGACCAAAAACAAAGGAUCAGCCGACCUCGGAGCAGUGGGAAAGCCCAGCCUCUCUUGGCACCUAGACAAGAACUGUCCAGUCCCCCCCCAGGUGGGGAGAUAGGCACAGGACCCUGGCCAGCCAGGGCAGCCACUUCUCCACUGUCACUGUCUUCAGACCAAUAAAGACUACCUGCUGCUGGCCUUGCCCAGCUGGGCCUCA